Messenger RNA from Oryza sativa Japonica Group (Japanese rice), 1234 nucleotides. RefSeq names its product ABC transporter I family member 19. Gene Ontology annotation, molecular function: ATP hydrolysis activity; ATP binding. The record is from RefSeq and is a predicted model, not a curated record. Lineage: Eukaryota; Viridiplantae; Streptophyta; Magnoliopsida; Poales; Poaceae.
CUCUGACGCGGCGGAGACACAGCCAAGGGAAAAGAGUUCCCACUUCCCCCACCAAACUCCGCUCGGAUCACCCACCGGCGGCGAGGCUGCGGAGAUGGCCGGCGGCGAGGACGAAGGGUGGAGGAGGAGCGGCAUCGAGGUGAGCGCACUGCAGUUCGACUACGACGGGCAGCCGCCGCUCUUCGCGCGGUUCAAUCUCCGCAUCGCCCCCGGCUCACGAUGCCUCCUCAUCGGCGCGAACGGAUCAGGCAAGACCACUCUCUUGAAGAUUCUUGCGGGGAAACAUAUGGUUGGAGGAAGAGAUGUUGUCCGUGUUCUUAAUGGUUCUGCUUUUCAUGACACACAGCUUGUGUGCAACGGUGACCUUUCCUACUUAGGUGGUUCAUGGAGUCGGGCUAUCGGUUCAGCUGGUGACGUUCCUCUGCAAGGCGACUUCUCUGCUGAACACAUGAUUUUUGGAGUUGAUGGGGUUGAUCCUGUUAGGCGAGAGAAGCUUGUUGAUCUACUAGAUAUUGAUCUGCAAUGGCGCAUGCAUAAAGUCUCAGAUGGACAACGCCGCAGGGUACAAAUCUGCAUGGGUCUUCUUCAUCCAUACAAGGUACUCUUGCUUGAUGAAAUCACCGUUGAUCUUGAUGUUGUGACUAGAAUGGAUCUCCUUGACUUCUUUAAGGAAGAGUGUGAACAGAGAGAAGCAACCAUUGUCUAUGCCACUCAUAUAUUUGAUGGAUUGGAAUCAUGGGCUACUGACAUUGCAUACAUCCAAGAAGGUGAAUUGAGAAAAUCAGCAAAAUACUCUGACGUUGAGGAGCUAAAGAGUGCCAAAAACUUGCUGUCAGUUGUCGAGUCAUGGCUGCGAUCUGAGACCAAACUCCCUAAGAAAGAACAUCCCCGUCCUGAGACCCAGCCCAGGCGCUCCUCUCCAUUUGAUGCUUCACCGUUCCGAUCUUCACGCCACAUGGCCUACUACCGUUGAUGAUUGUUCCCACCUCUACACCUAUUCUGGUGCUAAUUAAUCAUACUUCCACAAUUUGUUUCUGUUCUGUUUCUCAUCCCUUUCUACGGCAUUGUACCUAAUAUAUAAAUAAAGCGAACUUACCCUUGUGCCGAUGAGCAGUGAGUACCCAUCAAGUUCAUUUCUGUACUUCUUUCUGAUAAUCUAAUACUACAUGAAUUCAGUCCCUGUCAUUCUUUAGAAAGGCUUGAUGUACAUUAAGAAAUGGCCCCAUUUAUCACG